Messenger RNA from Nerophis ophidion (straightnose pipefish), 10884 nucleotides. Its product is annotated as protocadherin-16-like. Gene Ontology annotation, biological process: homophilic cell-cell adhesion. The coding region runs from base 284 to 10162 and encodes 3292 amino acids. Gene Ontology annotation, cellular component: plasma membrane; cell-cell junction. Lineage: Eukaryota; Metazoa; Chordata; Actinopteri; Syngnathiformes; Syngnathidae. Gene Ontology annotation, molecular function: calcium ion binding. The transcript has 29 exons. The record is from RefSeq and is a predicted model, not a curated record.
AUGCAGCUGCUGUGUGGAUGCUGACUGACUAGUUGUCUCCCUGACUAGUUGUCUCCCUGACUAGUUGUCUCCCUGACUAGUUGUCUCCCUGACGGACACCAGAGGUGGACUUCCAGGCAGGAGCAGCAUUUGGGAACAAUCCCUGGAAUUGAUCUCCUUUUUUGUGCCUGGAGAAGCUGGGGUUUUUUUUUCUUUCUUCUGGAAAAGCAGGCUGGAUUGUCUCCUUGCAUACUAAUCAGCUUUUAUUAGGGGACACUCGGAGGAGCCCGCGGCCCCCCAAUGAAUGUGUAGCCGAGCCAUGCACUGCAGAAGAGAAGGGUCGAGACGGCGGCCCGGCGGGAUGUCUUGGCGCUCAGGCCUUUGCAGAUGGUGGCGGCCGCUCAUCGCUCUGGUCCUGCUUCAGUCCUCCGCUGUCUUCGGUGCGCUGGAGCUGCAGCUGGACGAGGAGCAGCCAGCGGGGACCAUCGUCGGGGACAUUAGUGCCGGGUUGCCGCCCGGUGAGACAGCCAGUCUUUAUUUCAUCUCGGACCACGAGGGAAAAGGUGUGGGGAGUGAUCUCAACAUCGAUGAGACCACAGGUAUCAUAACCACGGCGCGACGCUUAGACCGCGAGCAGAGGGACCACUACAGUUUCAUUGCCGUGACCAUGACGGGUGUCACCAUCGAGGUGUCAAUCACCAUCAAUGACAUCAACGACCACGAGCCCACGUUCCCUAAAAAGAAAGCUGUGCUCAAAAUCCCAGAGCACACGGCAGAGGGGACGCGGUUUUCCUUGGAGCCAGCGACCGACGCGGACAAGGACCAGCUGACCACGCAAGGCUACAGUAUUCGAGAGGGUAAUGUGGGACAGGUGUUCCGCCUGGAGACAAAGAGAGCUGCCAACAAGGUGCUUUAUCUGGACUUGGUUGUCAGCGGACUGCUGGACAGGGAGAAACGCUCGUCGUACCUUUUAGUCUUGGAGGCCUUUGAUGGGGGCUCUCCCAGGAGGGUGGGGUCCAUGAACCUGGAAGUGGCUGUGACUGACAUAAACGACCAUGCGCCGGUCUUCAACCAGAGCAGAUACCAUGCCAUCAUUUCAGAAAGCCUCCCACAGGGAAGCAGCAUCCUGCAGGUGUUUGCAGCAGAUGAGGACGAAGGAGACAAUGGUCUGGUGCUUUAUGAGAUCAACCGGCGUCAGAGUGAUCCUGACCGCUACUUCGUCAUGGACCUCAAGUCUGGAGUCAUCACCCUGAACAGACCACUGGACUAUGAGCUGAAACGAGUGCAUGAACUAGUUGUCCAGGCCAGGGACAACGCCAGCCAGCCAGAGGUGACCAACGCUUUUGUCACAAUCCAUGUGCGGGACUACAACGACAACCAGCCCACCAUGACCAUCAUCUUUCUCAGUGAAGAUGGCUCUCCGAGAAUCUCCGAGGGGGCCCAGCCGGGUCAGUACGUGGCCCGCAUAUCCGUCACCGACCCCGACUAUGGAGAGUACGCCAACGUCAACGUCUCCCUGGAGGGGGGCGAUGGAAAGUUUGCGCUUACAACAAAGGACAGCAUCAUCUACCUGAUUUAUGUGGACCAGGUGUUGGACAGGGAGGAGAGAGAUUCUUAUGACCUCAGGGUGAUGGCCACAGACUCUGGCACGCCCCCCCUCAGGGCGGAGUCGUCUUUCACCAUCCAGGUGACGGACGUGAACGACAACCCCCCUCUGUUUGACCAGCAGGCCUACAAACAGACCAUCCCAGAGGUCGUCUAUCCAGGCUCGUUUGUUCUUCAGGUUACUGCCCGUGACAAAGACCAGGGCCCCAACGGGGAAAUUAGAUACAGCCUCCUGAAGGGGAAAAACUCUCACUCCAACUGGUUCUCCAUUGACCCGGUCACGGGGAUCAUUACCACGGCGACGGCCUUGGAUUUUGAAUCAGAGCCUGCGCCCAGCGUAACCGUGGUCGCAAUGGACAGUGGACGGCCGCCGCUGUCCUCUACGGCUCAAGUGGACAUCGUGCUACAGGACGCUAACGACAACACACCUGUGUUCUCCAGGAGCUUCUACAAUGCCUCCGUCAAGGAGAACACGCCAGCCGGGACCUGCUUCCUGGAGGUUUCUGCCACGGAUGAUGACCGCGGGUCCUUCGGCGCCGUGACCUACGCGCUGACUUCCGGCUCCUCCCACUUCACCAUCAACAAGGAGACCGGGCACCUGUGCACCAGCACCAGUCUGGACCGCGACGAGGGACUGGAGAGGUUUGACUUGAUCGUCACGGCAACAGACGGGGGGGGCCUGAGCUCGGUGGCCCGAGUCAGGGUGUCGCUGGCGGACAUCAAUGACAACCGGCCCUCCUUCUACCCGCUCGUCUACGCGGUGAGCCUCAGCGCCCACAGCUCCCCCGGCACCUCCGUUGUCAAGGUAACAGCCAACGACCCGGACGCCGGGGAGAACGGCCGGGUGACGUACCGCACGGUGGCCGGGGGCGGUUCGGCCUUCUUCACCCUCAACAAGGACACAGGCGUCAUAUCGCUCUCGCGCUCGCUCCACGGCAAGGCCAAUUCCGUCAUCUCCAUGGUGAUAUCGGCCGAGGACGGCGGAGGUCUGACGGCGCCGGUCAACGCCAGGGUGAACGUGAGCGUGGUGGGGGGCUCGGUGUCGUCUCCCGUGUUCGAGCAGGCGCAGUAUUUCUUCACCGUCUCCGAGGACGUCCUCAGGGGGACGGCGGUCGGCGUGGUCCGCGCCGCGACAAAGACAGCUGCUUCAAAGGAAGUCUUCUACUCCGUCUCCUCCGGAGAUCCCGACGGUUACUUCACGGUGGACAGUACAUCUGGGACCAUCCGCACCGCUCUUCCACUGGACCACGAGACCUGCUCCGGACUUGAUCUAGAGAUCCAGGCACGGUCCGGGUCCCCUCCUGCUUUUGGGAGCAGUCGUGUUCGCAUAACCAUCUCUGACGUCAACGACAACGCCCCCGCCUUCCUUCCGUCUUCGUCCGAGUCUCUCCUUCUGCCUGAGAUCACCAAGAUGGGGGCCAUUAUCUACCGCAUUCAGGCCUCAGACAAGGACUCUGGUCAUAACGGCCAGCUCAGCUUCGACCUGGUGUCCGCCGGGGUGGCGGGCAGCAGCGGCCAGAGGACGUUUGGCGUGGAUCGAGGCAGCGGGGAUGUGCGACUGAUCGGGGGUCUGUCGUAUGAGAGUGUCCCUCGCUAUGACCUUCAGGUGGUGGCCAAGGAUGGAGGAGCACCUCAGCUGAGCUCCACCUUCACCCUGGUGGUCCACAUCCAGGCACAGGAUGCACAAGGUCCCCACUUUGACACCCUGACGUACCGCGUGGAGCUCAGAGAGAACGCCCCUCUCAACACGCGCUUCCUUCAGGUGCGAGCGCUGAACCGAGAAGCCUCAGGGAACGAGGGAAGCGCUUCCUCCUCCUCCUCGUCCAUGUCCUACCGCCUCAGGCCCGACGGCGACGCCGCGGGCUUUGGCAUCGUACCGGAUAGCGGUUGGCUGUUUGUGCGGAGCUCCUUGGACCGCGAGGUCAAGGACAUGUACCUGCUGACAGUCCUGGCCACCUCGGGUCAAGGAGGGAGAACCGGAAGCGCCACAGUCAGAGUGACGGUGACGGACGAGAACGACAACUCCCCCAGGCUCAGCCAGGACAGGGUCUUCCUGGCGGUCCGGGAGAACCUACUCGCGGGGACGGGCUUCGGCAGGGUUUCUGCGACGGAUCGAGAUGCGGGGCCCAACGCUCGACUCUCCUACCGGCUGCUGCACGCCGACAGACACUUCCAGGUCAACUCCCAGACAGGGGAGGUCAGUACUCGCCUGGUACUGGACAGAGAGCAGCAGUCCAGCUACCAGCUGGUGGUGGUGGUGCAGGACGGAGGAACGCCUCCACGCAGCGCCACCGGCACCGCGCACAUCACCGUGCUGGACCACAACGACCACGCCCCGACCUUCUCGCACGCCCGGCCGGACAGGGAGCUCAUCUUCCAGGUGAAGGAGGGGCUCGCGUCUGGGACCGCCCUGGGAACGGUGUCGGCUAAAGACCCCGACGAGGGGGAGAACGGCACCGUCUACUACUCCCUAUCGGGCUCCCGAGCAGAGCGCUUCAGCCUGAACCCGGCCAGCGGGGAGCUGCGCACGGCGUCGACCCUGAGAUGGGCGGAGCGGGCCGAGUACGCCCUGACCGUGACCGCCGCCGACCACGGAGCGCCCGGCCUCAGCUCCACCUGCCAGCUGCGCAUACAAGUUCUGAGCUCCUCCAAGUCCAGCCCCCCACCCAACGUGCUCUCCAUGACCCUGAACACGGUGGAAGGCGCUCCCCCGGGCUCCGUCAUCGGCUCGGUGCGUUCCCACGAAGCCGCCGCGCUGGAAGGCCAGGCCACGUACCUGGUGGUCGGCGGCACGGACCGGGACGGAACCUUCAUGGUGGACCGACUGAAGGGCGACGUGUACUUGGCGCAGGAACUGGACUACGAGAAGGGCUCGAGCUACACGCUACACGUGGAGGUGUCGGACUUCUCCCGGGCGUAUCCCAGCAGCCACCUGGUCAAGCUGACUAUCCACGUGCAGGACCGCAAUGACCACUCGCCGCAGUUCACGGAGGACCCGGUCACCAUCGUGGUCCCCGAGAACCUCCAUCCAGGCUCCUCCAUACACAGCUUCCGGGCCGUGGACCAGGACGGUAGCGGACCCAACAGCGAGCUGCGGUACUCCGUGGAACACCACUGGCCGGUCAACGCCGACCUGCUGAAAGUGGACCCCGUCAGCGGAGUCCUGACUUUGGGGCAGAAGCUGGACCGCGAGUCCACGCCCUCGGUCUACCUGCUGGUGCGGGCCACGGACCAGGCAGCAGAUCCUUCCCACAGACGCUGGAGUUCGGUCACCGCCCGGGUCUUCGUCACCGACGAAAACGACAACGCCCCCGCCUUCAGCUCGCCGUCCGCGGUCAGCGUGAUGGAGGACCAACCUGUCGGCUUCGUCAUUUUGUACGUCAUGGCCCGGGACGCCGACGAAGGAGAAAACGGCCGGGUGUCUUACAGAAUCCAGGAGGGAAACGGCGCCGGCCGCUUCAGCCUGAACCCGAACACAGGCUCUUUGUCCGUUCUGAAAGCCCUGGACCGAGAGGAGCAGGAAGUCUACAAUCUGACCGUCAUUGCGGAGGAUCACGGCGUGCCCGCGCUCUCCGCCGCCCAGGUGCUUUCCGUGCAGGUGAUCGACGUGAACGACGAGGCUCCCGUGUUCCAGAAGGCUGAGUUCGAGGCCCACGUGUUGGAGAACCAAGGGCCGGGCACCACGGUGCUGACAGUGGUUGCCACGGACAGAGAUCAAGGUUCUAAUGGUCAUGUGACCUUUGGGGGGGUGACAGAAGAAGGUUUUGUCAUCAAUCCUUCAACCGGUGUGAUCACCACCACCAAGGAACUUGACAGAGAGCUUCGCGAUCACUACAUACUCACUGUCUACGCCCGCGACGGAGGCUUACCUCCUACCUUUGCCAAGGUGGUGGUCCGAGUGGAAGUGCAGGAUGUGAAUGACAACACGCCAGUCUUUGCCAAGCCGUGGUACGGACUGGAGGUGCCGGAGAACCAGGCCCCCGUAGAGCUCUGUUUCCUCAAGGCCACAGACCCAGAUUCUGGUCCCGGCGGAGAGCUGGAGUACAGGAUCACUGCUGGAGAUCCAGAUGGGGAUUUCCAGAUCCAUGCCAGCACGGGAGCCCUGUCCACCUCACGAGGGCUGGACAGGGAGACCAGGGCGGAGUACACCCUAGAAGUGGUGGCGGCAGACCGAGGAAGCCCGUCUCUCAGCACUGUGGUCACCGUGGAGGUCAGAGUGAUGGAUGUUAACGACAACAGCCCUGUUUUUGGCAGAAGUAGCUACACUGCAGACGUGUCGGAGGAUUCCCUGCAAGGAUCGCAAGUCCUGACGGUCUCAGCAACAGACCUCGACGAUGACUUGAACGGGAAAGUUCUGUAUUUCCUCAGCCAGGAGGCUCACGGGGCGUUCACCGUGGAUGAGCACACCGGUCGCAUCGCCACAUCCGCACCUCUGGACCGUGAAAGACAGGCGUCAUACAGCUUCCAGGUCCUCGCUGUUGAUCUAUCACCAGCGACACCCAGAAACACCUCUGCUCAGGUGACAAUCACCAUCACCGAUGUAAACGACAACACGCCGCUCUUCAUUCAGGAUCCGCUGAUCAUCGAAGCGUCCAGCAGGCGGUCCCAGCGAGUUCUGGCCACAAUGAAGGCAGAGGACAAGGAUUUUGGUGCCAACGGCUCUGUGUUUUAUCGUUUUGCCGCGCCGGUGAAAGGCUUCAGCAUCAACUCGCUGACGGGGCAGAUCCAAGCAUCAGAGCCGCUGGAGACACUGUCCCAGGCCCAGAGGACACUCAUUGUGGAGGCCAUGGACCAAGGCACACCUGCGCAGUCGGCUCAGGGUGUGGUGGUGAUCUAUGUGAAGGAGGUCAAGUACAGCGGCAUCCGAUUUUCCAGGAAUGCCCGAGACGUCAGCAUACAGGAAAACGCUGCUAAAGGCACAACUGUGGCUCAGGCUCAGGCUCAGUAUCCGGACGGAACACACAAUGGGAUCAGCUACAGCAUCUUCAGCGGAAACAAACAGCAAGCCUUCAGUAUCAGCUCGUCCACAGGUGAGAUCUGGGUGCAGAGCUCCAAAGGGCUGGACUUUGAGGAUUCACCCAGGCUCCGUAUCGUUGUCAAAGCGGAAACGAUGUCCUCCACUUCAUUCCUGGGCAUAAACCUAAUGUUGCAGGACGUCAACGACAAUCUCCCACGCUUCCAGCUGCAGAAUUACGUGGCUUACAUGAGGGAGGCGGAGGGAUACGAGAUGCCGAUCAUACAGGUGGUGGCUGAGGAUGUGGAUCAAGGCCAGAAUGGUCAGGUGACCUACUCCAUCCAAUCGUCAGAAAUGAGCGGCCUGUUCAAGAUUGACCCCAUGACAGGAAGCGUCACCACGGCUGCGAUUAUGGACCGCGAGAUCUUUACCCAGACCAGGCUCGUACUGACCGCGACUGACCGAGGAAGUCCAAGACUGGCAGGUUCCGCCACACUGACGGUCAUCAUUGUUGACCAGAAUGACAACAGUCCCACUAUUCCCUUGCCACAAGAAAUACGCAUCUCAGAGAACACAUUGAUAGGCACAGAGAUCACCCUGGUGACAGGUAACGACGUGGACUCCGGCCCCACCCUGUCCUACUCGCUGCACCUGGACCCGGCCGCCUCUGGCAAGUUUGGGAUCCAUCGUUUUAGCGGCGGGGUUUCCCUCACCGCCCCGCUGGACUUUGAGGAGAAGACGUGGUACACGGUGACCGUCAGAGCCACGGACAGCAAGCAUCAGACGGAGGCCAACAUCACCAUCGUGGUGGAGGACGUCAAUGACAACGCACCCACGUUCACCCAAGACCUGUAUCAGGUGACCCUACCUGAGCACACGCCAGCAGGAAGCGUGGUCGUCACGGUAACAGCCACCGACGGGGACUCUGGCGAGAACGGGAGGAUCUCCUACAGCGUGAUGUCGUCCACCCAGGAGGGCUUCUACGUUGACCCCAACAAUGGAACGUUAUUCGUGGACCACAGAGUCGAGUUCGACCCGGAACGCCUUUCGGUCAACGUUGUCAUCGAAGCCCGCGAUGGGGGGUCACCCUCGCUGACCGCCCUCACCACGGUUCAGGUCCAGAUCGCUGACGUCAACGACAACGCGCCCGUUUUCCACCAAUCAGAAUACAGGGCGACGGUUCCAGAGGACAUCAUUCCAGGUUCCACAGUCCUGACCUUCGAGGCCUUCGACAGUGACCUUUCCCGAGAAAAUUGCGGCUUCGACUUUGCCAUCGCUAGCGGGAACGAAGGCAACGCCUUUCAGAUCGAGAGCAGCGUGCGCUUCCUGGAGGGGCGGGGCUUCCAGACCGUCGGCACGCUGCUGUUGGCCGAGCGCGUGGAUUUCGAAAGCAAGCCGCUGUACAACCUCACCGUGGUCGUGUCGGACCGCGGCGUUCCCCAGAAGAGCUCCAGCGUGGCGGCCGUCAUCGCCAUCGGCGACGUGAACGAUAACCCUCCGGCGUUCGGCAGAGCGGAGUACACGGUGUCGCUGAGCGAGGGAGCGGCGGCUGGCACUGAGAUCAUCCGACUGACGGCCACAGAUCCAGACUCCGCCCCCAACGCAGAGGUCCAGUACACCAUCAGCUCCGGGGAUGAGAUCAACUUAUUUGCUGUGGACCAAUGGACCGGAGCCUUGCGUCUUCAGCAGGCAUUGGACCGUGAGCACCAGCCCGCCCACACCGUCAUCAUCCAGGCCACAGAUGGACUCGGACACUUUGCGCUGGUUCCGGUCAUCGUUGAGGUGAAAGACAUCAACGACAACCAUCCUUUCUUCCCCGUGGAAGUCCUGACGGCGAGCAUCAGGGAGAACCAACCCGCCAACUCUGCCGUGACAGUCCUUCACGCCAUCGACCACGACACUGGGGUCUUCGGACAACUAAAAUACUUCAUGAUGGAGCACUUUGUGGCCGGAAAGGACUUCUCUGUGGACGCCAACACUGGAGAAAUCAGGAGCAAGAAUCCUUUUGACUUUGAGAGGAUAGAUUCCUUUAACUUUGUGGCCUUGGCGGUCGAUGCAGGGAACCACUCGGCCACUGUGACCGUGCAGGUGUUUGUGACAGGCGAGGACGAGUAUGACCCGCUCUUCACGUCCUCAGAUUUCUCCUUUAAGGUCCCGGAGGACGCCAGGAAAGGUCAGAGCAUCGGCCAAGUGGCGGCCCGUGACGAGGACGGAGGAGUGGACGGUAUCGUGCUCUACUCUUUCCCUACCAACUCUCCCUACUUUGAGGUGAACAAAACCACUGGGAUUAUAUUCCUCAAGAUGGACAGCUCAGGCCGCAGUGGCGGCGGGUCGGGUCAAACGACAACGGAACCCAGACUGAUGACUUUGGAUGUGCGAGCUCACAGUCCUCUGGAAACUUCUCGCACCGCAACAGCACAGAUCGCCAUUGAUGUCACCAACACCAGCUUCGGCCUGGCUCCUGAUGUCAACGUACUAUUGAUCAUCAUUAUCGCCGUGUCCCUGGGCGUCAUCGUCCUGCUGGUAGUCAUGGCGGUGGUGGUCUUCCUAGUCAAGUCACGCAAGAGGAAGAAAGACCAGAACGCCGGAAACAGAACCCUUGCCUCAGGGACUGCCCUAAAGAGCAUAGACAACUGCAGCUCCGGGCAAGGAGGGGAGAGAAUCUACCACCAGGCCCUGCCAGGCUACGUUGGAGACCAGGGUGGUGGAGGCGGGGGUACAUACACACGAGGCGGCUCUCUGGAUCCAUCUCACUCCAGUGGAAGAGGGUCUGCCGAGGCCGCCGAGGAUGACGAAAUCAGGAUGAUUAAUGAGUACCCCCGUGUGGCCUCCAUCACCUCCUCCAUGCAGGAGCACAUCUCCGCCAGAGGACCCGAUUCUGGCAUCCAGCAGGAUGCUGACCAGCUCUCUGACGUCUCCUGUGAGCCAGCAGCCUUGGAAGGUAGCACAUGGUUCAAAGGCAAAAAGCUGGGCGGCAGCCUAAGCGGGACCUUGCUCUCCGGGCAGCUGCCAGUCUACAGAGACGAGGGCGGCGGCUACUUGGGUGUUGGCCGGGGCCUGAACAUCUCCCUCCCCAAAGACUACGCCUUCCCUGAGGAUGGAAAACCGGCAGUGGACGGCUCCCUGACCGCCAUUGUCGCCAGCGACGAGGAGCUUCGCGGAAGCUACAACUGGGACUACUUGCUCAACUGGUGCCCUCAGUUUCAGCCUCUGGCCAACGUCUUCACGGAGAUCGCGCGGCUGAAAGACGAGACCGCCCAGCAGAGCCAGAGCUUGCGCCAGCCUUUCCAACCCAAGCCUAAAAUGGACCCCAAACCCAGAAUCGAUCCACCGCCUCUCAUCACGUCGGUCGCCCACCCGGGGGCCAUGUCGGUCCCACCAAAAGUCCCUGUGAUGGGACGGACAUUCCCCCAUUUGACCUCGCUCCGACGGUCCCCUAUAAGUCACGAGGGGUCCAUCUCCUCAGCGGCCAUGUCCCCCAGCUUCUCGCCGUCGUUGUCUCCACUGGCGGCACGCUCGCCAGCUGUUUCUCCCUUCGGAGUCAACCAAGGACCCUCGGCGUCCAUGAUCAGCACCCGGGAGCCGUCACUGGACCGGAGUCCUGAUCAUGAGAUGAGAAUAUGAAGGAAGUGUUUCAAACAAGCAAAGCACGACGGGACAUUUCGACAUUUUGUUUUCGUAGUGAAGGGCAAACACGAAACCUGACUUUCCCCUCCUUGGUGGACUGACCAGGGACUGGUGUCCAUGUUCUGGCUGGCCAGAGAGACUUGUCUCGGUGUCCGUGGACAUUCUUCACCUUUCAGAUCGUUUGACGUGCCAAGGUGGGCCAGACUUGGAGAGUACUCAUUUUAUUAUUUUGAUAUACUGUAUUCGGAAAGACGGCGGACAUUUGCAAGCACGUACAUGAGUACGAAGACUUUUGACGUACGCCGUCCUGGGACUUGUGUGUUUUCUUAGCAUUAUUUAUACGGACAGAAGAGAUGCUGUGGUGUUUUUGUAUCGGAUCAUUUUUUUGGGUCAAGUUGCCGAUCAGACCUGUGACCGGGACUGUGGACGGCUGCCCGGCCGGCGGAUCACCUCUGUGUCUUCACAAAGAAAGUGCUUCCUGAAGUCGAGUCCGCACGAGGCUAACAUACAGAACCACAAAACUCGUGCUUGGCAGGGAGUAAAAAAGAAAAAAAAGCCGGAUGCGAAAAAGUGAGCCUAGGCUAGUGAUCCGCUCCUCAGGAUCUAGUCCUCUCUGCGAGCCGGCGACUUGAUUUAAGGGCGUCAGGCGCAAAGGAACAAAAGAGCUGUACACGUAUUUAAAGCAAAUAAUAAAUUCCCCACUGAUCCCUUUCGACAAA